Messenger RNA from Cygnus atratus (black swan), 3415 nucleotides. It is a transcript of the gene TNS4, whose product is annotated as tensin 4. The transcript is spliced from 13 exons. Gene Ontology annotation, molecular function: protein binding. The record is from RefSeq and is a predicted model, not a curated record. The coding region runs from base 306 to 2489 and encodes 727 amino acids. NCBI's taxonomy places the organism in Eukaryota, Metazoa, Chordata, Aves, Anseriformes, Anatidae.
CACCGAGGGGGGUCACGCGGCCCUGCGCCGUCCGCCUGCUCUCGGGGAGCUGCGAGGGGCCGCGCAUUCCCCCCCUCCCGCCUGCGGCUUGGAGCAUCCCGAGGCUUUAAAGGGCGGGGCCGGGCAAGCUCAGCGGCAGUGAUUGGGAUUCUUCUACUGCUGGAGACGCUGGGCUGAGGGAGAGCCCCAAGGUCCCUGGGGGAGACGGGCACGUGGAAGCGCACCCCGAGCUCGGAGACGCAGAGGAGGAGGAGGAGGAGGAGGUUUCCCCUGGACUCAAAGCUGCCAAACCACAGCACCGAGCCAUGUCACAGGUCAUCCAAAACCACGUACUGCGCGUUGGCCAGACCGUGCACAUCCCCUCGCGGGAGGACAGCAAGCGCCUGCAUGCGGCGGGGUACGCGGGCUGCUCCGCGCUGCCAACAUCGUACUGCUACUACUCGACGGGUGCCUGGGCUGACCCCAAGGUUGUGGGGUGCCCCAAGGGACGCCUGUUGCCAGGCGGGGGGCUGUAUGGAGCCCACCCUGUGCUGGAGCACUCAGCUGGUGCUCAGGGGCAGCAGGAGGCCUCCCUGGAGCAAGCCGUGGUCCCUCGCCAGCCGCAGCAGCAGCAGGGUGAUGCCGGCACGGAGCCUGACACGCACCUCGGCUCUCCUACCUUGGACAUUUCAAUAGAGAGCCUCAACAAGCUGAUCCUAGAGAUCGAUCCAACCUUCCAGCCGCUCACGUGCAAGCCGGUGAAGGACACGGCCCAGCCUGCUUCCCAAGGGGAUGUCACGGCCACCAAGAAGCAUGACCCAGAGGUGACAGACAUUAAGUACAUCGAGAUGACACCAGCCAGAGCCAAGUGUACCGAGGUGCUGCAGGGCUCCUCCAGCCCCUUCUCCAGGUCCCCCCAGAGCAACGGCUUCCUGCCCCCGAAAGGGGCACCCAGAGGCAACUACACGAACGGCAGCGUCAUUUUCUCCAGCCCAGCAGGGCCCGAGAGCCCCCGGUUGGCCCCCCCAGGCUGGGCUGGCUUCCAGAGCUGCGGCAAAGCCUCUGAGAGCAUCGCCGUGCCCCUGCACUGCAUGGCCGGCCAGCAGGACAGCAUCUCCUAUGGCCCUGGCUCACUCGGCACCUCGCCGGGCUUUGACAACUUGCUGAAGCCCGUGCACGUGGUGAGGGCUCAGCAGAGGACCAGCGGGGUCUCGCAGCUCUCCAUGAGCCCCAGCUCGGACACCAGCUACGUCUUUGGGAGCAGCACCCACUCGCUCCACAACGAUGACUCCGAUGCCGCCUGCCCGUCCCCUGCUGGCUCCAUGGGCAGCCCCCAGCCGUCGUCCCCGAGCAUCAGGUCCCCCUCUGGAGAACCUUUCACCCUGGCUUCCCACCAGCCCAGGGCAGCCUGCUUCACCAAAACCAACGCCUGCCUGUCCCAGAAGGGGCAGGCCAGCAGCUGCCCCCCCUCCAUCCUCACCUCAGCAGCCGACAUCCCGGUGCUGCUGGUGAACGGGUGCAGGGAACAAGGAGAUGAGUCCCCCCGGCUGACCGCAGCCUCCCCGGCCUCUACCAAGCAGAUCUCCCCUCCCAGCCUCAGCCCAGCCUCGGGGCUCGGCGGUCUGAACAAUGCGCUGUCGGCACCAGCGCUCUCCUGCGUCACCGACAGUCCCCUCGGGGCUGGCCAGCCGACCAUGAAGUUUGUGAUGGACACGUCAAAGUACUGGUUCAAGCCGAGCAUAAGCAGGGACCGAGCAAUCCAGCUGCUGAAGGACAAGGAGCCGGGCACGUUCGUUGUGCGGGACAGCACGUCGUACCGGGGCUCCUUCGGGCUGGCCAUGAAGGUUCCCGGCUCUCCAUCCAGCAGCCAGACAGGCGAGGACAGCAGCGAGCUCGUCCGGCAUUUCCUCAUCGAGUCGUCAGCCAAAGGGGUGCACUUGAAAGGAGCCAGCGAGGAGCUGUAUUUCGGGAGCCUCUCUGCCUUCGUGUACCAGCACGCCAUCACCCCGCUGGCGCUGCCCUGCAAGCUCUGCAUCCCCACUCGAGAUCUCGCUGAUGAAGACAGCCCUGACUGCGCCCCAGAGCCCACGCUGUCCCUGCUGAAGAAAUCUGCUGAGUGCAACGUCCUGUACCUCAGCUCGGUGAGCAUGGAGACGCUGGCAGGGGCGCCGGCCGUCCAGAAGGCCAUCUCCUCCACCUUCGAGCUGGAGUCGCUGCCCACGCCAACCCUCGUCCACUUCAAAGUGACGGAGCAGGGCAUCACGCUGACGGACAUCCAGAGGAAGGUGUUUUUCAGGAGGCACUACCCCUUGGCCACCGUCAGGUUUUGCGGGAUGGAUCCUGAGAACAGAAAGUGGCAGAAGUACUGCAAGUCCUCCAGGAUCUUCGGGUUUGUGGCCAAAAACCAGACGGAUUCGGAGAACCUGUGCCACCUGUUUGCAGAGUACGACCCCGUGCAGCCGGCAUCGCUCGUCAUUGACCUGGUCAGCAGGCUGCUGCCAGGCCUGUAGGGGACGGAGAGUGGGGACACUGCGGGCUGGCAGUGCCCCCGCGCUGCUGCGCUGCUUCCUCGCCUUUUGCCGCCUGCAGGCUGCAUUUCACUGUUAUUUAUACAUUUGGUCACGUUGAGAUCUCGGGUAAAGACUUUGUCCUGCAUUGGGCUCGGGUGUUUUUCCCUGCCCCCCCCCACCCCCCCAGGCAUCCAAUGGGAGCAGUGCGCAGAGCUGUGCCCUCCGGGAGCGAGGGGUGAAGCAGGCAGCAGCGCUCGCCUUCCCAAAAUGAUGCCAUCAAAGGGGGACAGGGGACACCAGGACAGGACCAGGAGCAUCCCCAGAUGGAGCUGACCUCCCAGCGCAGCAGACUCAGUCUUCAUGUCCCCUCCCCAUGGCGAGGGGAGGUCUGCGGGGCCCCCCCAUGACAGUAGAGCAGCGUCAGGAAGCAGCUCUGCAAGUCGAAGUGCAUGAAAUCACCGGGCCCGGCCGAAAAGUCCUGCUUCCCUCAAAGACUCAGCAGCACUGACGGGCAGGAACGUCAGCCCAGCAGGGAUUUGCCUGCUGCUGGUAAAUUCUCUUUGCCCUUUUUUUGCAAAGCGAGAGCUUCCAGGCCACCUCAGCACCGCGGCGGGCUGAGAAGUAAAUGUUGACAUUUUCAUGACAGUAAAACAUCGGGGUUUUUGGAAGUGACCUGCCUGAAUUCGGGCCAGAUCCUCGGAUGACGUAAAUUGGCGCAGGGCUGUGGAAGUCGGUGCUGCUGUGAUUUACACCAGCUGAGGCUCCAGCUCCUGCCGCAGCGGUGGAGCAGGGUGGCUCCGAGCCCACCACGUAAUCGUCUCCCCCAGCACUUGCUUCCCCGGUACCUCUUCCCUGUGCUAAUUUCAGAGCGUGUACUAAGCGACCCCGCUCAGGGGUGGUGUCAAUAAACCAGAGGUUCGUUUAUC